This is a messenger RNA of Pygocentrus nattereri (red-bellied piranha), 4641 nucleotides long. It is a transcript of the gene grm1b, whose product is annotated as glutamate receptor, metabotropic 1b. The coding region runs from base 519 to 4043 and encodes 1174 amino acids. Gene Ontology annotation, cellular component: postsynaptic density membrane. Gene Ontology annotation, molecular function: adenylate cyclase inhibiting G protein-coupled glutamate receptor activity; G protein-coupled receptor activity involved in regulation of postsynaptic membrane potential. Gene Ontology annotation, biological process: regulation of synaptic transmission, glutamatergic; G protein-coupled glutamate receptor signaling pathway. The transcript is spliced from 13 exons. The record is from RefSeq and is a predicted model, not a curated record. NCBI's taxonomy places the organism in Eukaryota, Metazoa, Chordata, Actinopteri, Characiformes, Serrasalmidae.
ACCCAGCCAAUCCCCGGCCUUUGAUCUGUUCUACUAAUCCUGCAGAUAUGAGCUUCGCCAGUGCCUUCUUAAUGUGGUUGCGGUUCUUCAGACAGUCAUACUUGUACAUACUCCGGAGUGAGUGCUGAAUCCUCCGUCUCACAGCAUCAGCGCGGCCAGAUUUUACAAGGACCUGGGGCAGAAGAACUACUUUGUACUAAGAAUACUAAGCAGCACUAGACUCGAAGACAAUUGGGACUCUCACACUGCGGCUGAUGUGACCCGUUUUCGGAAGCAGUGAUGAGAUGAGCAGGAGGGGGGCAUCGCGUAGUGAGGAGUGAACUGCAGUUUGGGACUGGAAGGUUUCACAGGACGAUGCGAGAUGACUUCUUCUGCGGCUCCAGGUUAUUUGAUGAUCUUGAGUUGAUCUUGAGCAGUGGCUGAUACAUUAGACAUGGACGUGACAGAACACUGCCUCGCUUCUUCUCACCUACUGGCUUGGCUACAGAUAUGAUUCAGCAACUGAAGCAUUUAAGACCAUGUGGAGUAUGAUAAGAAUGAAUUUGAUCACCGUUUUGUUCCUGUCUCUAUUAUUGCUUUGUGCGUCAGCCAGUAACAUAUAUGAAAGGUCACUGGUGCCCAGAGCUGCGUCCCGCUCAGUGGCCCGAAUGGACGGUGAUAUAAUUAUCGGAGCCCUGUUUUCUGUCCAUCAUCAGCCGUCGGCAGAGAACGUGGCAGAGAGAACGUGUGGAGAGAUCAGAGAACAGUAUGGGAUUCAAAGGGUGGAGGCAAUGUUCCACACACUGGACAGAAUUAACUCUGAUCCCAACCUUCUACCCAACAUCACUCUGGGCUGUGAGAUCAGGGACUCUUGCUGGCACUCCUCAGUGGCCUUGGAGCAAAGUAUUGAGUUUAUAAGGGACUCACUUAUUUCCAUACGUGAUGAAAAGGAUGGAUCAAAGUGGUGCAUUGAUGGGACUCCAUCCAGUCAGCCACCUGCCACUAAGAAACCCAUUGCAGGUGUGAUUGGACCUGGCUCCAGCUCAGUGGCAAUCCAGGUGCAAAACCUGUUGCAACUUUUUAACAUCCCUCAAAUCGCCUACUCUGCCACUAGCAUUGACCUUAGUGAUAAAACACUCUAUAAGUACUUCCUCAGGGUUGUGCCAUCUGAUACUCUUCAAGCCAGGGCCCUCUUGGACAUUGUUAAACGGUACAACUGGACUUACGUUUCGGCUGUUCACACUGAAGGCAACUAUGGGGAGAGCGGUAUGGAGGCCUUUAAGGAGCUGGCAUCUCAGGAGGGUCUGUGCAUUGCCCAUUCUGACAAGAUCUACAGCAAUGCUGGAGAGAAGCACUUUGACAGGCUGCUGAGGAAGCUGAGGGAGCGGCUGCCUAAAGCCCGUGUUGUAGUGUGUUUUUGUGAGGGCAUGACUGUGCGUGGCCUACUUAUGGCGAUGAGACGAUUGGGUGUGGCUGGAGAAUUCCUCCUUAUCGGAAGUGAUGGCUGGGCAGACAGAGACGAGGUAGUGGAGGGCUAUGAACAGGAAGCUGUAGGAGGCAUCACUGUGAAGCUUCAGACCGAAGAGGUCACGUCUUUCAAUGACUAUUUCUUGAAGCUGCGCCUCGAUACAAACAUGAGGAACCCAUGGUUCGCUGAGUUCUGGCAACAUCGCUUCCAGUGCCGCAUCCCAGGACACCCUCAGGAGAACAUGAACUACAAGAAGAACUGCACAGGUGACCUAGAGCUACGAGAUGGUUAUGAGAGUCUGGAAGACAACUACGUUCAAGACAGUAAGAUGGGUUUUGUCAUAAAUGCCAUCUAUUCCAUGGCCCACGGCCUGCACGACAUGCAUCAGCACCUUUGUCCAGGCUAUGUGGGCCUGUGCGAAGCCAUGGACCCAAUCGACGGCAGCAAACUUCUGGACUUCCUGCUGAAGACAUCAUUCGCUGGAGUGUCUGGGGAAGACGUGUGGUUUGAUGAGAAUGGAGAUUCACCUGGCAGGUACGACAUAAUGAACCUGCAGUAUGUGGAGUCUGGUGUGUAUGACUACAUUAAUGUAGGCUUCUGGCAUGAGGGUGUGCUGAGCAUUGAUGAUUAUAUGAUCCAGAUGAACCGGAGUGAAAUGGUCCGCUCUGUCUGCAGUGAGCCCUGCUCUAAAGGAGAGAUCAAGGUGAUCAGGAAAGGGGAGGUGAGCUGCUGCUGGAUCUGCACUGCCUGUAAGGAUAAUGAGUAUGUCCAGGAUGAGUUCACCUGCAAGGCAUGUGAGCUGGGCUGGUGGCCUGAUGAAGAGCUACAAGGCUGCAAGCCCAUUCCCCUGCGUUAUCUGGAGUGGAGUCAUGCUGAGUCCAUUGUGGCAGUGGUCUUCUCUUGCCUUGGCAUCCUGGUGACCAGUUUUGUCACCUUUGUCUUCAUCCUGUACAGAGACACACCUGUGGUCAAGUCCUCCAGUCGAGAACUCUGCUACAUCAUCCUGGCUGGGAUCUUCCUGGGUUACAUCUGCCCCUUUACCCUCAUAGCCCGGCCCUCGGUAGCCUCUUGUUAUCUGCAGCGCCUGCUGGUGGGCCUCUCAGCUUCCAUGUGCUACUCAGCCUUGGUCACAAAGACCAACCGCAUUGCCCGCAUCCUUGCAGGCAGCAAAAAGAAAAUCUGCACGCGAAAGCCACGCUUCAUGAGCGCCUGGGCUCAGGUGGUCAUCGCCUUCAUUCUCAUCAGUGUGCAGCUCACGCUAGAGAUCACGCUCAUCAUCCUGGAGCCGCCAGAGCCCAUCAAAUCCUACCCCAGCAUCAGGGAGGUCUAUCUGAUCUGCAACACCAGCAAUAUGGGCAUGGUGGCACCGUUGGGCUACAACGGCCUGCUCAUCCUCAGCUGCACCUACUAUGCCUUCAAAACCCGCAACGUUCCAGCCAACUUCAACGAAGCCAAAUACAUUGCCUUCACUAUGUACACCACCUGCAUCAUCUGGUUGGCCUUCGUGCCCAUCUACUUUGGUUCCAACUACAAAAUCAUCACCACCUCCUUCUCGGUUAGCCUGAGCGUGACUGUGGCCCUGGGCUGCAUGUUCACACCCAAGAUGUACAUCAUCAUCGCUAAGCCGGAGCGCAACGUACGCAGCGCCUUCACCACCUCUGAUGUGGUGCGCAUGCAUGUGGGCGAUGGCAAAAUUGCCUGCAGGAGCAACAGCCUGCUCAACAUGUUCAAACGCAAGAAAAACGCCCCCGGAAAUGCAAAUUCUAAUGGAAAGUCUGUGUCAUGGUCUGAACCAGGUUCAAGACAUCCUCCGAAAGGAGAACACAUGUGGCACAGACUGUCUGUGCAUGUGAAGAGACAGGAGGCCGGCUCCAAUCAGACGGCUGUCAUCAAACCUCUAACUAAUACCUACCAUAACACAGGCCUGGAGUUUUCAGACCUGAGCACCAAGACUCUGUACAAUGUGGCUGAGGAGGACGAGGGGGACCCAGUCAGGUACAACCCCCCAGUCAGCCCUGCUUUGAUUACUCACAGGCAGUCACCUGUCCAUGAGCCUGUGAAGGAAAUGGAUGUGGAGCAGGAGUUUUAUAAUCCUGAACCACAGAAAAGUUUUCCUACCCAGCAUGUUAUUGCAGACCACUUUCAGGAGGUGGUGAGCACGUUUAGUUCCAGCGUGACUGACCUGGAUGAUAUCAUUAGCUUACCUGAGCCAGACAAUGGGCUGAGGCCUCCAUAUCAGCCCCUCAUUCUGCAGACCCAGCCGUCGCCUCUGCCGAUGCAUCUGGGCACUUACUCUAAGGAGCCCAUCUCUCCACUGGAGGAGGAGAUGGAGAUGGAGAAUGAGCAAUUUAGUCUCCUCCAUGGCUAUAUGUAUGACAAUGCACAAAUCCACGAUGAAGAAGAGCUGGUGCAGAUCAAGCUAGCCAUGGAGGACUCGCUGGCUCUUAUGCCGCCCUCUCCUUUUCGGGACCCUAUGGGCUCAAGAAGUCACAUCCCCAACUCCCCUGUGUCUGAAUCCAUCCUGUGCACCCCACCUAGCGUAAUGUAUGCAUCAGUUAUCCUCAGAGACUACAAACAAAGCUCCUCUACUCUGUGAAGAAGCUUUAUGAAAAACCCCUUAAAAGUGGGCUUCAUUACAAUAUCAUUCCACCUGUUAUCAUGUUUGUCUUUGGAUUGUAAAUUAAUAGCCAAAAGUCUGUGCAAAAAAACUCAUCGUACUGUAAAAAAGGAGCUUUUUAUUUUGUUGUGCUCAUUUACAUCAACUUUAAAGAUUGACUAAGCAUACUUGAACACAUUUGGAAUAAAUGCUUGUGAAUGAGGGAUUUUUCAGUACUUAGAUCAUCAGGAUAACUAAUUUUACACUGUUUGCUUGUGUUGGAUUUCAUCAGAUCAUUUCAGAUCAGAAUUUCAUGGAUAUGUACCAGUGUAGUAGUAAAUGAGGAUUUAAACGUUACUUUUGAAAUGAGGAUAUAAACGUUACUUUUGAAAUGCUGAAACUCCUUCAGUGGAAUAUGUGGAUGGAAUGUGAUUUACACUAUCAACGGCAACUUUUUUCAAAUACAACAUUAAAACUGAAAUAAGGAAAUGUACCAAUAUUAGAUGUGCUGCCAAUAUAUUCUUCAGGCAGCACAUAUGGAAAAUUUUAGUAUUAAUAUUAAUAUAUGCAGUAACAUAGGUAUUAAGAAAUUCUAUAU